GAGGAGUUGGGGUUUGCACGUCGGGGAUUGCACCGCGAGAGAGACGUGCAAAGCAGCCAGCCGGGGGCGGGGGGGAUCUGCCAGCCGGAGACACCCACCCAGCGCUGCCAGCCCAGCCCGGACCAUGAAAGCCAUCAGCCCGGUGCGGUCCGUCAGGAGCUGCUACGAAGCCGUGUGCUGCCUGUCGGACCAGAGCCUGGCCAUCGCCCGGGGCAGCCCCGGCAAGAGCCCGGCGCUGGAGGAGCCCAUGAGCCUGCUCUACGACAUGAACGAUUGCUACUCCAAGCUGCGCGAGCUGGUGCCGGGCAUCCCGCAGGGCACGAAGCUGAGCCAGGUGGAGAUCCUGCAGCACGUCAUCGACUACAUCUUCGACCUGCAGAUCGUGCUGGAGGAGCAGGCGAAGGGCCAGGACACGGCCGCCGAGACCGCCCUCCUCUCCCUGACGGCCUCUGAACUGUGCUCGAAAGACGAGCGACGUUUGUGCCAUUAAUGUCUCUUCCCCCUCCCUCCACCAGGUAAGACAUGGACCACGCGCGUUCUGGUCAGUUUCCAUCCCCAGCCCCCUUCUCUGUCCCCCCCGGGCAUUCGCGUGAGUGGCUUCAAACUAAGCCGGGGGGGGGGAUGAUUUGAAACUGCCCCCCUUCGUGCAAUCCGCGCCGCUGGUGCGCUGUGCAUCUCUCGCGUCCCUGCCCUGGCGAUUGACUGGUUUUUUUUUAACCAGCCACUGUAGUGGAAUGAGAGCUGUAGCCAUUGUCCGUUCUUGUGCCGGCGAUGCGGCCUCUUUCCAUCUCCUGCAAAUGGAGUCCUCCUGUCCGUUCUUUCUAUAGCGAACUCUGCAGCUGCUUAAACAGCCCUGUUGAAAUUAGUAGAAUCAAGAGGCUUUUUUUUUUUUUAAAGGGGGAAAAACAUGUUUUCAGGCAGGAAGGCACCGCCAAACAUGUGUCCCUCCCUUCUAAUCUGUGUAAUUUUAGAUCCAUCUGUAGAGAGUUAGAAACAGAAGGGCUAGUCUUUUUUUCUUUUUUUCUUCUUCUUGGUGCCAAUUAGCAAACAUCCAGCAUGAGUGUUGGUUCCUGAUUCCUUAUCAGUUGGAGGUAAAUAGAAGUUUCCUCUCUCUGGCGCCAGGAUGUCUAGUGCAGACCUGCCUCUGAUCUGCUCUGAAUAACUGACAUGUCUCUUUCUCUCUCAUCCCCCGCCCCCCUCCCCUCUACCCCAUUCAGACUGCAGGUGUGGGAUCACAACGCUUGGCUCUCUCCAAGGGAGGAGGAGAAGAGACCUUGACUUGGAAAGGAUCAGACUUCAACCCUAUGCAUCCAAUAAUGGAGGGACCUCAGCCUUUAUCUUCCAGAUAUUGUGUCUGUGGAGCAUGUGGCACAAGGCAUUGGAUGCUUGGCUGGUUUUUCAGUACUGUUUCCGCUUCCCCACUCUGCUUCUCUUGCCUGAAAAUAAAUCUCAACAGGCCAGGAAAGACUUUGAUUCUGCCCCCUCCCUCCCCCAACUAAAUGGAUCCGAACUCUUGACUAUUUGAAUUUAACCGCCUCAUUGCACAAGGGCAAGAAAUGCUGGGAACUCCUGACUCCUUGAGCAUCAUCUGCACUGUAAGAUCAGUGUUUUAUGUUCUCGAAAUCCCAAGUGUGCUAGACUGGCUCCCCAGUCAUUAUAUAGAUCUCUUUAAAACGUGGCUGGCUAUAAAGGAGACCACAACAUGCUUUAAAAAGACUUGCAGAGAUGCAGUUGUAUGUAUAUUUUGGAUUAUAGUGUGAUAUAAAAAAAAAAAAAAACUUAAAGGGGGCUGGGUAGAGGGUAAUACCAACAAGAAUUUCAAAACAGCUGUUCUGGGGCUGUGGCCUCAUGUUUAUUGUUGAACUCUAUAAUAGAGUAUAACGUUUGUACCUUUUUUGCAGGAAGGUGAAUUUCUGCGAUCAUGCAUUGUACUUGCUUUAUAAACUUUUUAUAAAAGUUAAAAGUUUUUACAUAAUAAAAUUUUAAGUUUGGUU
This is a messenger RNA of Terrapene triunguis (Three-toed box turtle), 1994 nucleotides long. RefSeq names its product inhibitor of DNA binding 3, HLH protein (gene ID3). Gene Ontology annotation, biological process: circadian regulation of gene expression; cell differentiation; negative regulation of transcription by RNA polymerase II. The transcript has 2 exons. The coding region runs from base 125 to 490 and encodes 121 amino acids. Gene Ontology annotation, cellular component: cytoplasm; nucleus. The record is from RefSeq and is a predicted model, not a curated record. Lineage: Eukaryota; Metazoa; Chordata; Testudines; Emydidae. Gene Ontology annotation, molecular function: transcription regulator activity; protein dimerization activity.